This is a messenger RNA of Gavia stellata (red-throated loon), 523 nucleotides long. RefSeq names its product S100 calcium binding protein A1 (gene S100A1). The record is from RefSeq and is a predicted model, not a curated record. The transcript is spliced from 3 exons. Lineage: Eukaryota; Metazoa; Chordata; Aves; Gaviiformes; Gaviidae. Gene Ontology annotation, molecular function: S100 protein binding; calcium ion binding. Gene Ontology annotation, cellular component: sarcoplasmic reticulum. Bases 88 to 372 code for a protein of 94 amino acids.
UCCUGCCCGCUGCCGAGCCGCACUGGGAACAGGGGCACAGGGGCUCCACUGCCGCCAGCCCCCGCACAGACACCGCCGACCAGAGCCAUGGCGUCACAGCUGGAAGGGGCCAUGGAGACGCUUAUCAACGUCUUCCACCACUACUCGGGCAAAGAGGGGGACAAGUACAAGCUGAGCAAGAAGGAGCUGAAGGAGCUGCUGCAGAGCGAGCUGGGCUGCUUCCUGGAGACCCAGAAGGACACGGGUGCCGUGGAGAAGAUCAUGCAGGACCUGGAUGAGAACGGCGACGGGGAGGUGGAUUUCCAGGAGUACGUGGUCCUGGUGGCCGCCCUCACUGUGGCCUGCAACACCUUCUUCUGGGAGAACGCCUGACCCAAGCCAGUCCCCACGCUGCAGCAGCUGGCCAUGGCGUCCCCAAAACGCAGAGCCCCCUGCCAGCCCCCCAGCUCACCCUUCACCCCCCAGCACACCCCAGGGGAUCCCACUGGGAUCCAGCUCCACAAUAAAGGCACCAACCCAGGCA